Molecule: messenger RNA, 864 nt
Organism: Teleopsis dalmanni
Lineage: Eukaryota; Metazoa; Arthropoda; Insecta; Diptera; Diopsidae
Exons: 3
Coding region: 1-864 (287 amino acids)
Biological process (GO): telomere maintenance; DNA repair
Molecular function (GO): DNA helicase activity
Source: RefSeq, a predicted model, not a curated record
AUGGCUAAAGUGGUUUUUGGACAAACAUUGCCAGUUAUUCCACGUUCAACCUAUGCUGAUGAAAUCAAUGCUUGCCUUAAAUCAUCUAUUUUGUGGCGAAGUGUCCAUAUAUUGCGAAUUACCGAAAACAUGCGUGUUGGACUACAGAGAGAUUUAGCUGCAGAACUGUUUGCCAAACAAUUGCUGAAUAUUGUUAAUGGAAACGCAAGUCUUCAAGAAAAUACGCACUUUAUUAAAUUGCCAGAAAAUAUUUGUAAAAUUGUUAAUUCGAAAGAGGAAUUAAUAGAAAGCGUAUUUCCUCACAUAUAUCAAAAUUAUCAGAACCAUCAAUGGCUUCAAAGUAGAGCGAUUCUGGCUGCCAAGAACUUAGCUAUGCUACCUGGUAAUUUAAUUUCGUUAAAAUCCAUCGACACAGUGGUAGAUAAAAACGAGAUUGUGAAUUAUCCCACUGAGUUCCUAAAUUUGUGUGAUUUGCCAGGACUACCACCACACAACUUACUUUUAAAAGUUGGUUCACCAAUCAUUCUAUUACGCAAUCUAAACCCACCAAAUUAUGUAAUGGAACAAGAUCAUGGAAAAUUCAAAGGAGAAAAUAUAUUGCUUCCACGCAUACCAAUUAUACCAACCGAUGUUUCAAUUCAAUUCAAACGAUUGCAAUUUCCAAUUCGUUUAGCAUUUGCGAUAACAAUUAAUAAAUCUCAAGGUCAAACAUUAAAAGUAUGUGGACUGAAUUUGGCAAAUCCAUGUUUUUCGCAUGGGCAACUAUAUGUUGCAUGUUCCCGUGUUGGAAAACCUUCUGAUCUAUGUAUACACGGUCAAAUUGGCUUAACAAAAAAUAUUGUUCAUAAUUUAGCUUUAAGAUAA